Messenger RNA from Daucus carota subsp. sativus, 1329 nucleotides. RefSeq names its product putative F-box protein At1g47790. Gene Ontology annotation, molecular function: protein binding. The coding region runs from base 1 to 1329 and encodes 442 amino acids. NCBI's taxonomy places the organism in Eukaryota, Viridiplantae, Streptophyta, Magnoliopsida, Apiales, Apiaceae. The transcript has a single exon. The record is from RefSeq and is a predicted model, not a curated record.
AUGGUAUACUUCUUAAACUACACUCGGCUGCUUGCAGUGCCGCCCGUGAGACCUAUUCCGACGCUUUCGAAAGAUCUAAUUAUCGAGAUUCUCAUUCGAGUUCCCGUGAAAUCAUUAGUACAAUCCCAGUUAGUCUGCAAGGCCUGGUUAUCGCUAAUUAAUCACCCUGCUUUCGUCAAAUCUCAGCUCCGUCACGCACUAAGCACCCAACCUCAUGUCAUUUCCCCCAAAGUCAUUAAGCACGAGACUUUUUCACUCCUAGAUGUCGAUUCUCGUCAAAUUGUGGCUCAUCUUAAGUUCCCACGCCCCCGAGGCGAGGUUACUUCUGUAACCAUUGUUGGCUCUGCUAAUGGCAUUGUCUGUGUUGCUGUUCAAUUCAAAACGACUUUUCCUGUAAGGAUAACCGAUAUUUAUCUUUGGAAUCCUGCUAUGAGGCAAUCCAAACUCCUUCCGUCGUUGUUUGAUUAUGAAAGCGCUGAUAUCUUGUCUUUGAGAGCUUUAGGGUUCGGUUAUGAUGAGGUGGAUCAUGAUUUCAAGGUUGUUGUUUUUGGAGUGUUGUUUCCUCUUGGUACAUGUUAUGCAGUUUAUUCGGAUUAUCGGAAUGCUUGGAGACACAUAAGUCUACCUGAGCCUAUCCGUGCUAUCCGUGCGGGGACUUUUGAUGUAUGUGUUAAUGGUUUCCUUUGUGGUAUGAGAAAUAAGUAUGUUAUGAUGAGUUUUGAUCUGAACCAGGAGGUUCUGAAUUGUGCCAUUAAGUUCCCUGUUAUGAAUCUUGCUCAUGCUCAGCAUUUCCGCAAUUGUGCUGCUAAGCUCCCUGUUAUUAAUGAUGACAAUGAUCAUGAUUAUGAACUAGAUGGUGAGAUAACUCAUGUUAUCGCGUUUAAUAACUCUGUUGCUGUUGUUAUGCUGAUGGAGUCAAACAAGAAGAUCAACUUCUGGACAUUGGAUGAUGGCACUACGUGCCUUCGAGGUCGUGGACUCGAGGCAUCAUGGACGCCAAUGCUUAGCAUUGUGCUAACCAUUCCGGCAUCGCUGAUCUAUGGUUACUUCAGCAAUGGGAAUCUCCAAUUAGCAGUAGUAAUGAAUGAUGUUAAAAUGUUGGUUUCGUGUAAUGCCGAUAAGAAAGAGGCCAGGAUUGCGCCCCUUUCGGUUAAAAUGGCUGAUGAUCUUCACAAUCGUGUAAUUUUCAAGUAUACGGAGAGCCUAGUUUCACUUCAAGGAUUCACAGACAUGUCAGCUAAAACUACAAAUGUUGGGAAGUAUAGCAAACCGCUGCUUGUUCUGGUAUCUUUGUGCUGCCUUCUAUUUUUCAAUCUUUCAUUCUCAUGA